Cladophialophora carrionii CBS 160.54 is the source of this 1041-nucleotide messenger RNA. RefSeq lists its product as uncharacterized. The record is from RefSeq and is a predicted model, not a curated record. Bases 1 to 1041 code for a protein of 346 amino acids. NCBI's taxonomy places the organism in Eukaryota, Fungi, Ascomycota, Eurotiomycetes, Chaetothyriales, Herpotrichiellaceae. The transcript has a single exon.
AUGUCAAGACGCCGGAAUGGGCGUAAGGUGUCAGUGGACGAGCCACUGCGACAAGAUUCACAAGAAGCACUAUUUGUACCAGAGUUCGGCGGCGAUGCGGAGGCUACUGAGAUCGGUAGGGAGACUUUUCGUGGAGACCAUCGAACCAAUACAAGGAAACGACGAAGAGUAUGCACGGAGAGGAAGUCAACAGCGACGACAGCCUCAAUGAACUCACCAUUGCAAUCGCCUAUUAGGCCGAAACCAGCCGGGCCUCGACCAUCAGUCAGAAUCAAGUCAGAAGCUGAAAGUCAGGCGCUCGCUGACCUGCGAUUGAAGGCCUCGAGUGAAAAGGUGCGAAUCUACGUGGGAGCUAACAAUACAGUCUAUGAAGUGGGCUUGGAGGACCUCGACAAAGCUGCGGCGCUGAAAGCGCUAGUGAACAAAACCGGUACCCAGACACCAUUUAUCAUGCAUCCAGAAUUGACGGAAAUCUCGGCGGACCACUUUCACUCGGUAUAUGAGUUCCUAUUGACACACGAGUACAUGCCUGCGAUCAUCGAUAACCCACUGGGAGAGAACAGACUUCCCAAACGACUGGACGGGUGCACCUCGGCAGCCCAUUACCAAGAGGAAGCAUUGAGAGGAGCUCAUCUCUAUGUAAUCGCUAAGCGCAUCGGAUUGAAGAGCAUGCAGGAUCUGGUGGUGCGGAAAAUUACUCAAGCUCAGCACCAACCAUACGAUGUCGAAUGUCUUCUCGGCAUCGCCAUGAUCGUGUUUUCAAGACCAGAGGCGAACGCAGCGUUUGCGCCGUGCAAUUCGGAGAUAACGUCGAACAUUCAAGACAGCGGAGGCGAUCAAGACGUUCUCGAGGAGUGGCUCGUUCAGAAUUUGGGAGACAAGCUGCAGCCCCUGAUGAUCAACUACGCUCAGUUGUUCUUUGAGGUCGCGAACCAUGGUGCCUGUGCGGCUCGCGGGUUUGGUGCCAGGGUACUGCGACGAAAGGUCGAGUUUUGGGACACAGUGGGCGCGGAUGUCAUCGCAAUCGAAGACGACGAGUGA